AAUGGCGACAGCGAAGGUGUUUAGGAGUUACUGUCGCGCGGUGGGACAGCUGCUCUGCGUUCGCCAUAUUAGAUUGUAUAGCAGCUUUCGUUUGCUAAAAGCAAAGUACACUUUGGCGUUUGAUAAGUCUAUGUGGAAGGAUCAUCAUCAGCACAGAUUUUUCAGAACAACUGUUGUUUCACAUAGCCAGAUUGUCCAGUUCAAGCUCUCUGAUAUUGGAGAAGGAAUCACAGAGGUGACUAUGAAAGAAUGGUAUGUAAAAGAAGGUGACAUCGUAUCUCAGUUUGACAGCAUCUGUGAGGUACAAAGUGACAAGGCCUCAGUUACAAUCACCAGUCGCUACGAUGGUGUCAUUAAAAAACUCUAUUAUAACUUAGAUGAAAUUGCUUAUGUGGGGAAACCUUUAGUGGACAUAGAAACAGAGGCCUUAAAAGCUGUAGCUUCUGAAGAGGAUGUGGUAGAGACGCCUGCUGUGUCCCACGAAGAACAGACACACCAGGAGAUUAAAGGCCACAAAACCUUGGCAACCCCAGCUGUUCGCCGCCUUGCCAUGGAAAACAAUAUUAAACUGAGUGAAGUUAUUGGGACAGGAAAAGAUGAUCGCAUCCUCAAAGAAGAUAUUCUCAAUUAUUUGGCCAAGCAGACAGGUGCCAUUUUACCUCUGUCAACCAAACCUAAAAUGAUCCCAUCUUUGCCAAAAACGGACCCUGCGCGUGACAAGCUGGAAGAAAAGACUCCUAAAAUUCCAACACCGAUUUUCAUACCCGCUUCCAUACCCAUAGGAGUUUCAGGAGAAGAUAAAACAGAGGCCUUAGCAGGGUUCCACAAGGCAAUGGUGAAGACCAUGACUAUUGCUUUGAAAAUUCCUCACUUUGGUUAUUGCGAUGAGGUUGAUCUAACACAACUCAUCAAGCUGAGAGAAGAGUUGAAAUCAGUAGCAGACGCACGGGGAGUUAAACUUUCUUACAUGCCCUUCUUUAUAAAGGCAGCUUCUUUGGGUUUAUUACACUACCCUAUUCUUAAUGCUUCUGUGGAUGAAAACUGUCAAAACAUCACCUACAAGGCUUCUCACAACAUUGGAGUAGCUAUGGAUACAGGACAAGGAUUGGUUGUCCCUAAUGUAAAAAAUGUUCAGAUCCAUAGCGUGUUUGAAAUUGCCUCAGAAUUAAAUCGCUUACAGAACUUGGGGUCCACAAACCAGUUGGGAACGACUGACCUCACAGGAGGAACUUUCACGCUCUCUAAUAUUGGCACAAUCGGUGGUACCUAUGCCAAGCCAGUGAUACUACCUCCUGAAGUAGCCAUUGGAGCUCUUGGAAGAGUACAAGUCCUUCCUCGAUUUAACAGUGCAGGUGAAGUAUUUAAAGCACAGAUAAUGAACGUGAGCUGGUCUGCUGAUCACAGGAUUAUUGAUGGUGCAACCAUGGCCCGGUUUUCUAACUUGUGGAAAUCUUACUUGGAGAACCCUGCUUCCAUGCUCCUGGAUCUUAAGUAAUGAAGCCUAAUAGCCAGUCACAUUCUUUUAAUUUGGGGGUGAUAGCAAGCUAGCUAUGCUAGCAAGUGUCCUUAAUACUACAUUUCAUAAUUCACUAUGACAUUUUGAGACCGAUUGGUCCUUUUAGACCUCCAGUCAGUGUAUUGAUUUACCUGUUACAGUCUGUUCAAAUAAGUAUUUUAGCUGUAAGUUAUUUGGCUAGGGGCUGCUAUAGGUUAUGGGUCAGGAUGGCUCCUGAGUAGGGCAGUGGGAAAUUUUUAAUGAUGAGAAAAGUACUGUAUUCCUCUACACUGACAUUACCAGAAGAACGCUGCUGUUACUUGCAAUACUUUUGUUUCAACUGCCUGCGUUGCUUAGAAAAUUAAUUAUGUUAACUGUUUGGGGGGGAAAGACUUUCUUUUUGAUGAAACAUAAAAAGAUAUUAUAUCUAAUGCAAUUAACGCACAAAUCACAAAAAUACAAAAUGUCUCUGUGCUUCUCCUGAAAGAGUUGUGAUGGAUUUUUCUCUAACCUAACUUUUGUUUUUCUAUUUUUUAAAGUAUUCUUUGAACCUAAAAUAAUUCUUGGGCACACCAUUAAUUACUGAAGUUAAUUAUAUAAUGCCUAGACACCAUGUAUACCUACAUUGUAUACCCAUAUAAAAUAUGAAGCGGGCAAUCGCAUAUAAGGCUGUGGCAAUUUACAUAUGAACAUAAGAGAAGCCAAUGUUGAAUCAGGCCAGUGGCCCAUCCAGUCCAACACUAUCACACAGUGGCCAAAAAAAACAGGUGCACUUAUUCAUCAUUGUGAAUUCACCAGGUGCACUUAUUCACCAGUGGCACUUAGUCAUCAUGCAGUUUGCCAAUGGCCAGCUUGUGUAUCACGUCUGUCCAUAUGAAUGUGUACCCGAAGGUGCUACUAGAAGGUCAUAAGAAAGGAGGAGAGGUAUACAAUAGUAGAAAGGCCAUUUAAAAAUAAAUAAAAUGAAUACUUACCCUUGUUCAAAAUUCCCUGGAAAAACCAUUGGGAUUAAAGAAAAUGGUAGCUAGCAUCAGUUAAAAGAUUUUUACACUACAGUACUGGGUUUCACGCUCUUUGCCUCCCUCUCCCCUGCAUGCUGUCUUGUAGAUUUAAAUGCACUGGUGAGUGCUUUCUCUAAGAGUGGACAUAGCAUCAGUUGUCAGAAGAUAUUGGGUUGGAUCCCACAGGUAUGUGAUGCUAGUGGUGGUACUUUCUUCUGGCACCAGGAGCUUUCUGUUAAUGGCCAAAAAAAGGCCUUUUGCAUUGGAGGAAGGCUUCUUGGGCUGGAGGAGUGUGAAACAGAUCUGCAAGACCCAAGCCGAUGCUUGUAGACAACAUAUAGCUACUUGCUCCCCGCAAGCUAAAUUUCUUGGUAAAUAGACUCUGUAAUGCAAAGAAAAUGUGAGAUAUGACCUUGAUGGGGAAAAGUCGAGGUAAGUCUUGGGGGUGAACAACAUGUUGCCAUUAAGUUGCUUAGGUGGCUACAUUUAGGUGUCACAAUGGAAAGGACUGAAUACCGUAGCUGUUCCAUGGGGCAGCUUGAGGAAGGGGGGGGCGCUACAGCCACCUCCCUUCCUGCUGUGAUCGUAAGCAGAAAAGAGCCAGCAUACAUCUGGAAGGCACAAAAGUCCCAUUGGAGGUGUGAUACAGAAGCCUCCUGUUGCGCAACAAACACAAAGCUUUGUCAUGUAUAGAUGGAUCAGACUGGAGUGCCUGUCUCUGUAUCUGUUGCUGUGUGGACCAUGGGAAUGAGGGAGGUCAGCAACUGCUUGCAUCUCCUGUACCGCCAUGAGAAGCUUUCUAUUAAUUUUGG
Molecule: messenger RNA, 3308 nt
Organism: Gekko japonicus
Lineage: Eukaryota; Metazoa; Chordata; Lepidosauria; Squamata; Gekkonidae
Gene: DBT
Product: dihydrolipoamide branched chain transacylase E2
Exons: 11
Coding region: 2-1495 (497 amino acids)
Cellular component (GO): cytoplasm; mitochondrion
Molecular function (GO): lipoic acid binding; acetyltransferase activity
Source: RefSeq, a predicted model, not a curated record